CUGUCAGUCUCUGCAGUGGACUGGCGUGUGGAUAGCCAAUGCAAUACUAACUUCUAUGACCAUGCAUACUCCUCUGUUAGCUCACUGAUUGAUUCUUACACCAACAACCGUAGGAGUGAAUGGAAGUUUGGCUUAAAUAUAAAUAGGUUUGUGUCGAGCGGCCUGGAUGUGGGAGGAACACGGUCCAACGUGUAUACGUUUGCUUCAGAAAAGCGCAGACAGGACCGCUUCUUUUUCAGCAGUCACAGUGUCACCUGCCGCCGUUAUCGUUACCGUGUGUCCAAAAGACCGCCCCUCAGCUUUGAGUUCAGUAAGGAUUUGGCCAGACUGCCAAGUGAAUACAGCUCCUCCACCAGGGAUGAGUACAUGGACCUCAUACAUACCUAUGGCACACACUACCUUCGCAAGGUUCACCUUGGAGGGCAAAUCAAGCGAGUCACAGCUACACAUACCUGUUUGUCCUCAUUGAAUGGGCUCACCGCAGAUGAGGUCCACUCCUGCUUAUCACAUGGUGUCUCUGUAGGCCUGGGGAUGGUGACAUUAUCCGCUAGCCAACCAUUUUGCAACAAAGUCCUACAGAACCAGGGCAGGAGUGACAUAUCCAGCUCUAGUCUCCAUGAACAUUACACAGAAGUUGUAGGAGGCAACGGUUGGUCUGGGGAGUUUUCACUCACUCAUAAUGACCAGGGGUACAGAAAAUGGCUGAACACCAUUACGGACCACCCGAAUAUUGUUUCAUACCGCCUUAGGCCAAUGUAUGAGCUGAUGCCAAAUAAGACACAGAAGACAGGGAUGAAAGUUGCCAUAGAGGAAUACUUAGAGGAAAACGCUGUGAAGCAGUCACCUAGAGAGCCAAACUGUGGAUGGUACACUCCCAACCUGGAUGCCAGCUGCUGUCCUAAAGACAACUUGUGGGGAAAACUGGUGGUGACCAUCGUCCGAGCCUGGAAUCUGUAUGGAGAUUAUGCUGCCGCUGUCCCUACUGAUGGCUAUGUUAAGAUGUGGUAUGGUUCCAUGUAUCGGCAGACUCAUGUAGUUGAGUCAGACAACCCCACGUGGAAUGCUCGUUAUGAUCUUGGCAGGGUGAGAACAAACUUGGAUUUGAAGCUCGAGAUCUGGGACUCGGACUUGCAAUAUGAUGACCUUCUGGGAUCAUGUAACAGGAGUUUGAUGGAGGGACAAACACAAUCUACUGCCCGGCCGAUCCAGGCUACUUGGAGGUCAAGUACACUCUCACCUGCGACCCUUAUCUGACUGGAAAUAAGUGUCAACGUUAUAAACCAUCUCCACAGUGAGAAAUGUAUUUUGAGGCUUUGAAUGUUUGUUUGGUCACUCGUUUAACAAGAGAA
Micropterus salmoides (largemouth bass) is the source of this 1349-nucleotide messenger RNA. RefSeq names its product perforin-1-like. The record is from RefSeq and is a predicted model, not a curated record. The transcript is spliced from 8 exons. The annotation marks the transcript as partial. NCBI's taxonomy places the organism in Eukaryota, Metazoa, Chordata, Actinopteri, Centrarchiformes, Centrarchidae.